Juglans regia (Persian walnut) is the source of this 691-nucleotide messenger RNA. Its product is annotated as BAG family molecular chaperone regulator 1-like. The coding region runs from base 49 to 558 and encodes 169 amino acids. The record is from RefSeq and is a predicted model, not a curated record. Gene Ontology annotation, molecular function: protein binding. The transcript is spliced from 2 exons. Lineage: Eukaryota; Viridiplantae; Streptophyta; Magnoliopsida; Fagales; Juglandaceae.
GACAGAGAGACAGAUUAGGGAGAAUUAAGCCAAAAGAGAGGUUGAAAAAUGAUGAAGUUGAGGUCAAAGAAGUUUUACAGAAGCAGCUCAAAGCUCAGUGGAGGCGGUAGUAGUAAUGGCAACAGCAACAGCAACAUGAAAUUAGGAGGUGAAAAAGCUGGGUCUGAAGGCUUAGGGGAAAUCAAGUGGGAACUCCGACCUGGUGGCAUGCUUGUCCAAAUGAGAGACAUGACUGGUGAGAGUGUGGGAGAAGGGAUGAUCACAGUUAAGGUCUCAACUGUCUCAAAAUGGCAUGACAUUUCCAUUGAAGCCACUUCGAAUUUUGGAGAGUUGAAGAUGAUAUUGUCAUUGGUGACUGGUUUGGAGACGAGGGAGCAGAGGCUACUGUUCAAAGGGAAAGAGAGAGAGGAUGGUGAAUAUUUACACAUGGUUGGGGUAAGAGACAAGGACAAGGUGCUGUUGCUGGAAGAUCCAGGUACCAAGGAGAGGAAACUACUCUAUGGCUUGGCGGGGGGCCCAGCCAUUGGAACUCCCUGCAGUUGUACCAUUAGUGUAUGAAAAUUAAAAUGAUUUUUCAUUAGUACUAACCCUAAAACCAAUAAAAUUGCAAAAAUUAUGCACAUCGAUCUUCUCAUGUGCAAGUUGCAAAUGGCUUACUAUGUUUAUAGAAAUGUUGAUUUCUGGAGUUAUA